This is a messenger RNA of Sipha flava (yellow sugarcane aphid), 2062 nucleotides long. RefSeq names its product ABC transporter G family member 20-like. The record is from RefSeq and is a predicted model, not a curated record. Gene Ontology annotation, cellular component: membrane. Gene Ontology annotation, molecular function: ATP binding; ATP hydrolysis activity; ABC-type transporter activity. NCBI's taxonomy places the organism in Eukaryota, Metazoa, Arthropoda, Insecta, Hemiptera, Aphididae.
AUGUCUGCGGAGAUGUUCAAUACUUUAGAAAAUAUUAUGGGAGAUAAAUCAAUAAUAGUGCGAGAUGCUUACAAACGGUAUGCUGACAUAAUAAGUAUGAGAGGCUUGAAUAUGUCCGUACCUGUAGGAUCAAUAUACGGACUUCUUGGACCAAGUGGUUGUGGUAAAACAACUUUGCUGAACUGCAUACUCGGUCAAAUUUCGUUAGACUCUGGUAAAAUAUACUUGAAUGCGCAACGUCAUGAGGAAAUUAGUUACAUGCCACAAGACAUUACAUUGCACCAUAAUUUAACUGCAUAUCAAACUUUUCUAUUUUAUGGAUUACUGUACGGAAUAAAAAAAGAAAAUGUGAAAAAAAGAAUCAACGAGUUAUAUAGUCUGUUGAGAUUACCAUCGUUAAAUUUACAAAUUAGAAAUUUAAGUGGCGGGGAACAAAGAAGAUUAUCGUUUGGGGUAGCAUUAUUUCACGAUCCUAAAAUUAUGAUACUCGAUGAGCCCACUGUCGGUAUCGACCCAGUUAUAAGGCAAAGCAUUUGGGAUCAUCUAGUUAAACUCUCUCUGGAAGGAAAAACCAUCAUCAUAACUACUCAUUACGUCGAGGAGGCCAUCAGAGCAAAUGUGGUGGGAUUUAUGCGCAAUGGAGUUUUAGUUGGCGAAGAUUCGCCUAGUACGCUGAUUUUCAAACAAAAUUCAUCUACAUUAGAAGAAACUUUUUUAUCCCUCUGUUGUGUACAAGAAAGCGGGAAACUUUCCAGUGUACCUAAACAGAAAUAUUUAACAAAAUUGCCGAAUUCUACGAAUCAUUUAAAAAAUAGAUUUUCCUGGAGAAGGAUUCGAGCUUUAACCUAUAAAAAUACAGCAUUGCUAUAUAAAGAUCAUACAUUUUUAUUCUUCACAUUUGUCUUACCUUUGGUUCAAACUAUUGUGUACAACUUAUGUGUCGGUCAUAACAUUCAAAAUGCUAAGUUAGGAAUUGUCAACGAUGAGACAAAAAAUUGUAGCACUGAUCUUUACCGUCAAAAAUGUUUCUUAAACGACCACGACAACACAAAGCUUAGUUGUAUGUUCAUCGAACAUCUACGAGAGUUUAAUGAUUACUUGAUAGAUUAUCCGUGUUUGAAGUCCGGCAACGAUGCAUUGAAUGCCAGUGCUGUAUGGGGAUUGAUUUAUUUUACUUCAAAUUAUACAUUGAUGUUGAAAAAUCGUAUCAAUCUAUUUGUCAACCACUAUGAUAUAGAUUUUAGUUCAGUGCAAGUAACAUUAGAUCCAACAAAUUAUAUCAUGAAAUUAAAAAUAAAAGAUGAUGUGACAUCGACUUUUGUUAAAACAUUCAAGGAAGCUACAAGUUAUUGUAAUAUAAGUGACAAAUCGUAUUUAUAUCCUAUUACCGUUCAGAGUAUAGGAAAUGUCAAAGUCACUGAGUUUAUUCAUUCAGCUUCUCCGGGAUUUAUAGUUUUACUAGCUUUUUAUUUCCCAAUGAUUCUAUCGACCGGAUUAUUGUUGUCUGAGAAGGACGAGGGAAUAAUGAGCCGUAUUAUGGUUGCAGGAGUAAAGUUCUCGGAAUUUGUUGUUUCUGUAAUAUUUCUUCAAACAACUGUUCAUAUUAUACAGUCAUCGAUCGAAAUAUGUAUAAUGUAUUUUUUAUUUAAUAAUCCAAUUUCAACUGAUAAUUUUUGGACAUUUGCAUUGAGUAUAAUGGUAAUUGGAUACCAAGGAAUGUUUGCUGGAAUAUUAGUUGCGGCUGUAUCAAAAACGUAUUCAAUGGCUACACAUAUUAACAUGGGAACAAAUGUUUUAUUUUCAUGCUUGUGUGGUCUCAUUUGGCCUAUGGAAAGCGCACAUCCGAUUCUGAGGGCUUUUAAUCGUUUUCUACCUUUAUCCAUUGCGUCAGAAACAAUUGGAAAUUUGACUCUUAAAGGAUGGCCACUUCAACAUCCUAUAGUUUUACGUGGAUUUAUCUUAACAGUAUUAUGGUUAAUUGUAUUCGCAAUGCCCGUGUUUUUUUUUAGUUUGUUCAAAAAAGGCACUUGGUUGAAACCAAAAUAAAAAUGAUUGUUAUUUG